Messenger RNA from Prinia subflava (tawny-flanked prinia), 3937 nucleotides. It is a transcript of the gene HDAC11, whose product is annotated as histone deacetylase 11. The record is from RefSeq and is a predicted model, not a curated record. The transcript has 9 exons. Gene Ontology annotation, cellular component: histone deacetylase complex. NCBI's taxonomy places the organism in Eukaryota, Metazoa, Chordata, Aves, Passeriformes, Cisticolidae. Gene Ontology annotation, molecular function: histone deacetylase activity. Bases 1234 to 2340 code for a protein of 368 amino acids.
CCGGGGACAGCGGCGGCUCUGGGGGCGGCGGGAGGGCCCCGCUGCACUGCCCGGCCGCGGAGCCGCUGGGCCGGACCGGGCCGGGCCGGACUGAGCCGGGCUACGGGAACGCCCCGAGCCCCCGCGGGCCCGGCCGGGCCCCGGCCCGGCCCCGCCCCGCCGGGAGGAGUCCCGCGGGGAACGGGGUGUCCCGUGGGGAAGGGGUGUCCCCCCGGUAGUGGCCCCGGCUCCGCCGACCCCUCCUGUCGUGCAGCCCCGCAGGGCCGAGGCUCCAGGCCGCGCCGCCAGCCGGGGCUGUCGCAGCCCCUUCCCCGCGGGGAGGGCCCGGGGAAGCGCCGGGGAGCCCCGGCCCGCAGCGGGGGCGGUGUGCAGGCACCGGGCUGCGGGUUCUGCUGAAAAACCUCCAUUGUCCUCGUGUUUCCUUCGGUUUGCUUCUAACAGGGUUCUGAAAGGGCAUUUUUGAGCAUGUUCAGACUGGGAAUAAGGGUGUUUCUGUUUGUAUUGUUCACCUGACAAUAGACUCUUGUGUCUUGCACGGCAUGUUGCAAAGCCCUUUCCGAACUUUAAAUUUCGGGGAGCAGGAGCGCUCGGGGCAGGGCUCAGUGCAGCUUGAAGGCGACCUGCAGUGGUGGAACAGGCGGGGUGUGAGCACAGAACCCCUCCCAGCCGUGGCCUGCCUGCUGACCCACGUGUGCACACGGGUGUCCACAAACAAUUGGUGUUUGUAAAUACAGAGCACACCACUGCCGGGUUUGUGAAUGGCGGGGGAAGGAGGCUGGGAGCUGGCUCUGCUGUGUUUCCUGGUGUUGGAAAAUACAGUAACUUGGAGGGAGGAGCUAAGCAAAGUAUUGGUUAAGGGUUAUGGGUGUGACAUCUGGAGCUAAGAGCCUGUGCUCUGCAAAUAAAAACCUAAAGUCUUAUCAGUUUGCUCAGAUGGCCACAAAACAGUUUGUUGAUUUCUAGGAAAGGAGCAUAGAAAUCUUUCUGAGCUUCUGUUGUUAGAAGCAUCGUGGUUUGUGUUUUGAUACAGAAUUUGAAACAGGAGUCUGGUUGUGCAGGUGUUGAAGGUUGUGUUGUCUGCAAGCUGGGUGCACCUUUGAGGGCAGAGGUGCUGAUUGGCACAUCUGGAAGGACACGGGGAGAGACCCAAAUGUUUCCAUUUUUCUGUUGGACAUACCACCUUUAGGAAGGAUGCAGUUGGUACUGGGUGGUGCUGGGUUUCAGUGCUGCUGAAUGUGUUUGGAAGCGGUGGCGCUGUGUUGCUUGGCCAGGCCGCACAGGACGGAGCUGUACGAGGAGCCCCCGCCGGGAUGCUGGCCCAUCGUGUACUCCCCGGAGUACAACAUCACCUUCAUGGGCCUCGAGAAGCUGCACCCCUUCGACGCGGGCAAGUGGGGGAAAGUCAUCAACUUCCUCAAAGAAGAAAAACUAAUUGCAGAUGACUUGAUUGUGCAGGCACGGGAGGCGACUGAUGAAGAUCUCUUGGUUGUUCACACCAGGCGCUACCUUAAUAAAUUGAAGUGGUCAUUUGUUGUGGCUACAAUCACAGAAAUUCCACCAGUUGCCUUUCUUCCCAAUUUUGUUGUUCAGAGGAAAGUUCUGAAACCUCUACGAACCCAGACAGGAGGAACAAUAAUGGCAGGGAAGCUUGCUGUGGAUAGAGGCUGGGCCAUCAACGUGGGGGGUGGUUUCCAUCACUGCUCCAGUGACAAAGGGGGAGGAUUUUGUGCAUAUGCUGACAUCACUCUGGCCAUCAAGUUCUUAUUUGAGAGAGUACCAGGAGUGUCUAGAGCCACAAUUAUUGAUCUGGAUGCCCACCAGGGAAAUGGCCAUGAGAGGGACUUUAUGGAUGAUCCUCGGGUUUAUAUUAUGGAUGCAUACAAUAGAUAUAUUUAUCCAGGGGAUGGUUUUGCUAAACGUGCCAUCAGGCGCAGGGUGGAGCUGGAGUGGGGCACGGAGGACACGGAGUACCUGCAGAAGGUGCACACGCACGUGGAGGGAGCCCUCAACGAGUUCCGGCCCGACAUCGUCGUCUACAACGCCGGCACCGACGUCCUGGACGGGGACCCCCUGGGAGGGCUGGCCAUCUCCCCCCAGGGCAUUGUGAAGAGGGACGAGGUGGUGUUCAGGGCCGCCAGGAGCCGCGGCGUGCCCGUGCUGAUGGUGACGUCGGGCGGGUACCAGAAGAGGACGGCGCGCAUCAUCGCCGACUCCAUCCUCAACCUGCACAGCCUGGGGCUGCUGGCCAGGCCCCGGCCAGCCUGCGCCCUGGGGAGCCCCAGCCUGCAGCACACGGCCUCAGGCUCUGCCCAGGACCCCAGCAGCCCGGCCCUGCAGUGACACAACCCCCACGCAACACAGGGUCACUCCUGAAUUUAUCUCGAGCUAAGGCUGCGCAUCCUUUCCAGCUAAUUGAGAUAUGCACUCAAGGGUGCUGUCCUCGUGUCUAAUUGUGCUGUAGAAAGCCUAAUUUGCUUCUCUCGCUGUGGGGUCUGUUAUGUUGGAAGAACUAUGCAGUUGGCAUCCAAAGACUGUCCCAGACCUGUUUCAAAUGUUGCAGCAUGGUCUAAGGUGGGAGAAAUACGGACUAAAGCUACUGUUUUGUGGGGUUUUUAAAUACUGCAUUUUAUUUAUUGCUUUUAAAAUACUGUUAUAAAAUGAGUUCUGUGCAGAAUUCAACUGCCGGUUUAACACUAAAGGGAAGUGCAAUACUGUAAAAUCCAGGGCAGUUUGUUUAUGGCUUUGAGGCCAUAGACAGUUAGAAGGAAUGUUUGUAAAUUCGUAGUUUAUUCCUGUUGUUGAUAGUUACUUAAAUCUUGCUCAUAAACACCUUAUGAAAUAGAAUAUGAAACACCUUUGGCUCCAUGUGCAAAUGAGCCAUAGGGCUCCCCAUUACCAGGCUGGUGUUCCUAACGAGCUCUGCAUGUGACAGCAGCAGUUCCUGUGCACUCAAACUCACAGAUGGAGAAACUGCAGCCCAGUGAAGGCUGAUCUUACAGUUCUCAGCAACCCUGCAGAAAAAAAACUAUGUAGAAAUAUAGGUUGUCUUAUUAUUGCCAGCUUGCCACGUAUAAAACGGUGAGGAGUACAUUUAAAUUGUUUUUCCCCAACUAGUGCUGUGUUUUUCACCUGCUCAGAGAGUAAUGGUACUUCUAGCUGCAGUCAUAGCUGGUAAGCAAAUCCUUCAUUAUUCUUGUUCAUCGAGGAAGGCAGUGACAUUUCUACAUUAAGAUAAUGUGCUAACUUCAUAUGGAGCUUUUAGGAGAAUUUGGGAACAAAAUAGUGCAUUCAAAGCAAAUUCAGUUGCACUGCCUGGGAAGUUUGGCUUUGUUCAAGUUGGUACAUUUUGCAUUAGGUUUGUAGCAGUGGAUUGUAAAUGUACUAAACUGUAUAUUUUGCAAGAGCUUUUAUAACUUUCACUGAUUUGUACUACAGGUUUUACGUUGUGUUUAGUUUGGAGCCGUCCUGUGAGGGAGCACCAGGAUUUUCCUUGUAGUAGAGUUGUUGUGUAAGCUGUUUAAGGAAUGUUGAAUUCUAAUUAUAAUACUUACCUCAUUUAGUGUUCAUGUUUAGAUCAUGGGGUUUGUCAGCUGUAGGAAUUGCACAACUGCUAUAAAUACCUGCUUUAAACCAGACCUGAACUAUUGCACUAAGCUUGAGUUAUUACACUGGGAUUAAAGAGCACUUUUAAAUUUCUUACUAGAAGGACCAUCAGAGUACGACUAAUGUUGAGAUUUAUUUUUUCUAUACUGUCUGACAUUACUGAAAGAUGUUGUUAUUCUUUCAUAUAAUUUUUAUAAAAUUCUAGGUUACAUUUCUAUGAACUAACCCCCCAUCAUUGCACCAUAUGGUCUUUCCCCAAACAUUUGCUGUUUGUGUUAACAUGUUUCUAUAAUUUUCCCUCAGUGGAGAUUAAAAUGAUGUUGAACAAUGCUGA